Cornus florida is the source of this 729-nucleotide messenger RNA. Its product is annotated as mitotic-spindle organizing protein 1A-like. Lineage: Eukaryota; Viridiplantae; Streptophyta; Magnoliopsida; Cornales; Cornaceae. The coding region runs from base 347 to 568 and encodes 73 amino acids. The transcript has 3 exons. Gene Ontology annotation, cellular component: centrosome; spindle; gamma-tubulin ring complex. The record is from RefSeq and is a predicted model, not a curated record. Gene Ontology annotation, biological process: mitotic spindle assembly; microtubule nucleation by interphase microtubule organizing center; gamma-tubulin complex localization.
UGGGUUGGGACGGGCCCUAUGGGCAGACCCACUCUUGUGAAUUGGAAUACUUUAUUCUUUGUAAAUUGAAGAGAAGUGAGAGAGAAAAUGGAUCUGAUCUGAUCUGAUCUGCUGGUUACAGUUUCGCCGCCACGAUUCCUACUCCGAUCACCCACUCCUAACUGAAAAAAAAUGAAAAAACGAUCUGUGUCAUAAGGCUCCUGCCGGCUGUCGCUCCUCCAAGGCUUGAAGUUGAAGGAUAAGAUUUGGGUUUGUGUUUGUGUGUGUUUGCAAGAUUAGCUUCAGUCUCAUCAGGAGCAGCGCCGAAAAGAUUACAAAAAGAAGUUCGUUCGUUUUUGGACUCUUUAUGGACCCAGAAGCUGCACGGACUGCUAGAGAAUCUCUGGACCUGGCAUUUCACAUGUCAAACAUUCUUGAUACAGGGCUUGAUCGUCACACCCUCUCUGUUCUCAUUGCUCUAUGUGAUUUGGGUCUGAACCCGGAGGCACUGGCUGCUGUGGUGAAGGAGCUUCGAAGGGAGACCUCUUCCUCCUCCCAAAUGCCAAAAGCUCCAUCAUCUUUUGCCUAGACAGGUUUAUGUUAUCUUCUGCUACCAAUUAACGUUGAAAAAAAAACACUCAGAAUGUUGUUUUUAACAGCCUCCAUUACAUGUGCAAGGUUCAACUUCUAUAUGUAAUGAUUGUCAUCAGCAUUAUGUCAAUGCUAUCGUAUGUUCUUUUUCUUUUUCAA